GAAAAAGUUGUUGGCGCAAUGGUUACGCUGCGUGCGUCUCUCUCUCAAGGGCAAAGGAAAUGAGGAAAGCGUUGACAACAACAAAUGAAUCGUGCUACCGCUCCUCUCCUGUGUGUGUGAAAGCGUGAGUGUGCUCUGCUGCCAUGUCAGUGCAGGAUGUUAUUCUCGGUUUAUUUAUAAGAGGAUAAAAAACGCGAAGAUGCGCCCGCAGGGGAAACGUCACAUUUUCAGUGGGAGCGACAGCGUGGAGAGCCUGUGACCGAGCCGGGGAGAGGGAUAUGCUGCACUGUGACUACGCACGUCCGCAAGCUUCGGAUCACAACCGGAGAAACGUCCUAUAGUUGGAUGAUGUGAUUUUCUUUUUAUGCAGGAAUAUAAAAAAAAACAUUUAUGGUCACGCCACGUUUCCGCGGGAGAACCUGGAUGAGUCACGCUACCACGGAACCUCAGACCACUUUGACGGGAUCAGGACCAGUAACACCGACUGUGUCCUAAAUAGAAGAAAGAAAGAGAAGCAUCACUCAAAGUUUAUACAACUGUCACCAGGGAUUUCGGGUCACAGUGCCACGGUUAGACCUUGUCUGUCUUCGUAUAAACUCCUGGAUGGAUGGAUGGAUGGGCCUUUAUGCCUUUGAAGAUUAUAAGAAAUUAUAAUUAAGAGUUCAGCUUGUGAACUGUCUCCUGGUGCUUUUUAAUAAAGUUGAUAUUUCAGAAUUGAAUAUGUCCGCCACCGUGGGAAGUUUUCCAACGAGGGAGCCUGGAGAAUGAAAGCGGCAUUUGUGCGUCUUUAACUGGACACUGAGCCCAUUUGGAGACGAACGGAUCUUGAUUUUCUCUUCCUCCUCUUCUUCUUCUUUUUUUUUUUUGGAUUAGUCCAAAAACAUUUUUGCUUGCCCCUUGGACUCCUGCACAAUGGGGAUUAUGCUUCAAGUUAUUCUAGGAAUGUUUCAGUUCCUGCUGCUCACCAGAAUACCCACGUCUCAUGCCAAGCUCGCUCACUGGCGGCCUGCUGAUGCCCCCAAAUCAAGAGAAGGUCGAGAAGUGCGACGGUGGUUGGAGGUUUAUUCAAGAAGUGGGUGCGAGCCUCGGGACACUUUGGUGGAAGUUUGGCGGGAGUUGCCGGGGGAAACCCACAACCUCUUCAUCCCGUCCUGUGUGUCCGUGAGGCGCUGUGGUGGCUGCUGUGCCGACGAGGCCCUGGAGUGUGUGCCUUCGCUCACUCACACGCUCACCAUGGAGCUGAUGAGGACCUCCUUCAUGAAACAUGAGAUGAUCGAGCUGCCCUUUGUCGAGCACAGCCAGUGUGAGUGCAGAUCAAAAGAACAAUUCCAACCUGCUACAAAACCUACUACAAGGUUGCUUUGGAAGCCGACAAGAAAUGAGAAGAAGAAGGAGAGGGGGAAGUCCAGACAGAAGACACGUGGAUCCACCAGUGCUGCGACCCAUGUUCCCCCAAGUCUUUCUCCAACAAGCCCUUCUCCCACCACCGUUUCUUCCUCUCCUUCUCCAUCCCCGAAGCCUUGUCAUCACUCGUGCAAAGGAAGGAAGUGGACGUUGGACGCAGAGUCGUGUCAGUGCCGCUGCACCAUUCGCGCUGAGAGCUGCAGCCAGAAAGGCCGGAGGCUCAACCCUCACCGCUGCAGGUGUGAAACCAUGAGGACUUGAUGUGUCUGUCCACCCUCAUUUCACCCCCCUUUACUCCACCUCACCCUGUUGAUUCAUUGUCCACUCUCAGCAUCACUGCUGCCAUGGAGCAUACAGACCACUGGACAUCUAGUAUGUCACGCUGAAGGAAAAACAUUAUUAGCAGUAGUACACUCAAAAAGCAGUAGCAGCAUUCAAGUAAAGCAACACAUGCAGCAUUACAGCCUCUAUACACUGUAGAUCUGUGUGUGUGUGUGCAGCCAAACAUCUUGUCACCUGCUCACUCUCUGCUAUGGAGCUGCCACCAUCAGUCCAUCUGUGCAUGUAUGUCACAGAGCUCAUUCCAUGAGUGGAAGAUAAAGUGGCAGAAACAUUACGACUUUGAAAGACAUGGGGGGGGGCUGUGGCUUCGGAGCUGUGGAUGAACCUGAGACGAGGAGGAACACCAGAGAAGAAGUGGACUGGUCUUGUAUGAGCAUCCAUGCACGACUGUGAGUUGCUGCUCACACGGAAACAGAACAUUGAAAAACCACUGGGAACAGACUAUUGGUGAACACACACAUAUACACAUACCAGAGGAACACAGGACAUGAUCAUGAACUGGCUCCCCAGUGUGCAGUGGACGUAUAGCUGAGCCGAACACAGUGAUGGAGUGUAUCUGUGUGGUCUCCCUGUGAAAGACCCAGAUGGGUUAUCCCUGCAGCCGUUCUUUCUCAUUCAAAGAGUGGCUCUCUGAGCUGCUUUCUGGCAUUUGUUUAAUUUUGGCCUUUUGUCUCCAUCUUUUUUCCUCGGCACCUCGAUUGAAAGCAGCCGCUUUGCCUCCCUCUCGCCUCUCUUUUAGGCAGUGAGGAGAAUGACAAUAAUGAGGACCUGGCGGCUGUCCACCACUUCACACACAAACAUUCACACUUAUAAUACGAGGAACACAGACAUCACUGCAAAUGCAGACACGCAUUCACUCUGUGCUAUUGCAGGCACACACAUAUACAUAUAUAUAUAUGUAUACAUAUAUAUAUAUAGUAUAUACACAGACAUGUAUACACAAUGUGAAAUGAUUGCAGGUAGCUAUAAGCUUAUAGACAUGUAGAUUUGCAAUUUAAUGCAACAUUUGUCCAUUGUCUUAUUCUUCACAUCGUGUUAUAUGCCUGUGUUUUAUAUUUUUAUUAUAAUUUUGUAAAGUUGAUUGAAAAGAUAUUCUAUAUUGCUGAAUGUGUCUUCCUUAAUCAGAUGGAUCCUUAAUCCAUCUGCAUAAAGAGUCACGCUGGGUGGCCGUCGGCUAUGAACACACUCAGCAUCCAAACCAAUACCCAAAUGUAUUGAAUUUAAACAGAGACGGCUGACACGGGCCUUAAAGGAGACGAUAUACAUUAUAAUGUGUGUUGAAGUCAUGCAGCGUCGUCCACAGCACUCAGAAACCCAAGCAGAGAGCGGUUCCCGGUGCUGUGAAAGAGAGAAACGUGGCUGUUGUUGUUACACGCCGGGGCUGGGAUGGAGAGAGUGUUAUUCAUUUGGAACAUAACUUGUUUAUAUUCUGACUGAAUCUCACACUUUAACUGCCUGAUAGCUCACUGCUGCUUUGGCUGCUUGGAUGUGAACUGUGCUGGCUUCAGAAAGGACGACUGUCAGUAUGACAAGCUGGAGGUUGAACCUCUGCUGCCAGCGACGUGGACCCAUUUCCGACACACAUUCAGUGCCUGUGUUAAAUUUUACCAGUCACGUCUGAGCACCAUGAGAAACUAUGAAACUCCAUGACUCACAUCCAUUCUCCCCCCCAGGAUCCCUGUCGUCCUGCUGAUUGAAGAAUAGUCCCCCAGAAAUAGAGUGUAGACCGCAGUGUGAAUGAUUUCUGUGUUCGCCUCGGAGCAAAAGAACUUUGUUUUAGUUGCUUGUGUGAUAAGCUCUGUAUUUAUACUCUCUACUGAGAUGAGAUUGUUUUUUUUGGUCCAUGCUCAAGUUCAUUGUUCAGUGUUUGUUAUGACUCGUCAAUCAAUGCUUCAAUCACUACCUCUGUAUCAUGACAUAUUAAUGACCAAGUAUUAGAGCAUCGUUGUUACUUUCUCUGUGUUAUUUCUGACCUCUUCUUAAGAUUAUGAUGUUUGUUUUUUUAUUUACACUUAGCAAUAAGCACAGUCUCCAGUGUAGAAACUAUAUGUAGUGAUCAUCACUGGUUUAAAAAGGAACCUGGAGGAGAUGAGUGUCUGAGAGCAUCUUAAAAAAGUUAAGACCAGACACUGUGUGAUAACGCGGAACAGGAGAUUGUUUUCCAAAGCUUUUGUAGCGACUGUCCAUGGCUUUAAAAUAACCUUUUCAUGUUUUGGGAAAUACAUUUACCUGUUUUUUGGUGAGAGUUAAAUGAAAAGAUUGAUACAGCGGCCAUGCUAUAUACAGUAACCAUGAAAGUAGACUGACUUUUUAUUAGACUGACAAUAACUGGGAAAAUCAGACAAAACAUACAUAAAGUUAUUAGCGUCCUAAACUUAUUAAUAUUGAGUCUUCACAUUUGCUUGCAGUAAAGACUCCAAUGAGUCACUGCUGCCAUGCAGCCAGAAAACAGUCUGACUCAUAACGCUCUGCAAAACAGUUUAUUGUCCUAUAACAGUUUGGACUUAGCGAGUAAUAAAUAGCUUAUUAAUCAGGGAGUUAAGUGAUAAGCAGAUGUUGUUACCUUUGGUCAAAGCCUGGUAGUUGCAUCCAUUUCCUAGAAAAAUUAAGAUGAAUACUCCUAUAGUCUCAUACCACAAGACACGACCCACAGGCAUGAUUGAUUUUUUUAUUUAACUCUGAAAAACAAUGGAUUAACAAUGCAUUUUCCCAAAUCUCACAACUUUUUGUACUGAUGCAUUUGUUACUGGUGACUCAUAUUCCAAGUUUGAUUUAUUAAUAAUAAUCAGAAUGAUAAUAAUAAUAAUGAUAAUGUAUUGCAAGCAAAUGCUUUGGGAAACUGUGAACCUCAGUCCACAUUACGCUUGUGUUGGAGAUUAGCCAAACAACAACAAACUUCUUUUGAAGGCAGAACUGAAGGAGCAUAUGGACUUGGAAUGAACAGAUCCACUCUUAAAAGACACGCAUUAUGUUAAAGACAUUCCACCAAAUAGAGCUGUGGUCCUGCUUAGGUAACUGUUUGUGAGCCUUGGAGACUCUAUUACACCUUGUGACCAGAUUGUCUUAUUUAAAGUAUUUAUUCUGCAUCACAACCCUUUUAAAAACGUAUAGCUCGGACAUGUUAGCAUCCUAUCCAAGUGUCCCGACCCUGUGUCAGUCUCAAGUAUCCGUGUGCUUAAUAUCUGCACAGUCUAUGUUUGCACUGUAAAGAUAGCCCUGUUCUCGCCUCCAGUGUCUUAGUAGCCUUUAGAGACCCCUUACUAAUGAUGUAACAUUUUAUAAUCUCUAAUACUCAGCCACGUCCUUGUGUAUGAUGUACAGCAUAUGUUAGAAAUGUAUUUGUAACUUAAUUUCAGAUGUAUACUUUGCAGUGAAUUACACUCUUUUUUGCUGCUACACCAUCUGUGCCCUAUAUUAUGAUGUCUUUGUAGAGAAUACAAUGCAGUUGUAUGUUGUAAUAGUAUCAUUGCCAUUUAAUCAACUUCAAUGUCCACAUGAAAAUGUCUAUUGCAUUGUCAAAAAAAUAUAUUGAAAAUGAUACCAGGAUACAACAGUGAUGUUACAGAUGUUAUUAAAGGAAAUGUCUUAUUUUUCAUAUAAA
Molecule: messenger RNA, 5347 nt
Organism: Solea senegalensis (Senegalese sole)
Lineage: Eukaryota; Metazoa; Chordata; Actinopteri; Pleuronectiformes; Soleidae
Gene: vegfba
Product: vascular endothelial growth factor Ba
Exons: 8
Coding region: 913-1665 (250 amino acids)
Biological process (GO): sprouting angiogenesis; response to hypoxia; vascular endothelial growth factor receptor signaling pathway
Cellular component (GO): membrane
Molecular function (GO): heparin binding; growth factor activity; chemoattractant activity
Source: RefSeq, a predicted model, not a curated record